AUGCCGCGUUCCUUUCUUUUCACGAAUAAGAGAUAUAAAUUCGAAUCAUUCUCAUCCGAAGACGACUGCACAGUUGAAAGAAAAGAAAAAUUUCGCUCAUACGGAAGCGUUUUUGGCGCAUCAACAUGGGAACAAUGUCUCUUGGACCGAGCCAUCCAGCUAGGGCUCAAGGCAGCCGCUCAACAGACCAGGGAAUUCCACUACACGCCAUCCAUCGCCCAUAUUCCACAGCCAUAUCAACAAACUGCUCCUCUAGAACUCACUGCUCACACCUCCAUUAUUUCCCUGCCGCAGUCCGAUGAAGAUUAUUCCAUGUCGAGUGACGGGGAAAGGUCGAGGAACAACCGGUGUAAGGGAAUGAGGGACUCAACCCGCGCGGUGAAAAUCAACGAAAUCAUUGCUCAACACUCCGGGGACGUGAAGAGUCUGAGCGAUGCAGAGGACGACACCGAUUCCAGCUCAGGGGAGCCGCAUAUUUGCACAGUCUGCGGAAAAACAUACAGCACGUCCAGCAACCUCGCGCGUCAUCGUCAGACGCAUCGAAGCCUCAGCGACAAGAAGGCAAGGAAGUGUCCACACUGCGAGAAGGUCUACGUCUCCAUGCCGGCGUACAGUAUGCACGUGCGCACGCAUAACCAAGGUUGCGAGUGCUCAUUCUGCGGCAAGCGUUUCAGUCGACCAUGGUUGCUUCAAGGUCACAUUCGUACCCACACAGGGGAAAAGCCGUUCAAGUGUCCAAUCUGCUCCAAGGCGUUUGCCGACAAGUCCAAUCUCCGUGCUCACAUUCAGACCCACUCCAACGAGAAACCAUACGUCUGCGGUCGAUGCGGAAAAGCUUUCGCGCUGAAGAGCUACCUCUACAAACACGAGGAAUCCUCCUGCAUGAGGGGGCAACGUUUCAACGACCGAAACUCUAGCCCGAGCGAGGAGCGGGAGUCCCUACCAGGACCAGCGUCAGACAGAGAAUCGAAUCCUGGAGAUUCCCCGGAACGCAAGAUGAGGCAAUGCUGA
This is a messenger RNA of Lineus longissimus, 1011 nucleotides long. RefSeq names its product zinc finger protein SNAI2-like. The coding region runs from base 1 to 1011 and encodes 336 amino acids. NCBI's taxonomy places the organism in Eukaryota, Metazoa, Nemertea, Pilidiophora, Heteronemertea, Lineidae. The record is from RefSeq and is a predicted model, not a curated record. The transcript has 2 exons. Gene Ontology annotation, biological process: regulation of DNA-templated transcription. Gene Ontology annotation, molecular function: DNA-binding transcription factor activity, RNA polymerase II-specific; RNA polymerase II cis-regulatory region sequence-specific DNA binding.